Messenger RNA from Aspergillus glaucus CBS 516.65, 690 nucleotides. RefSeq lists its product as uncharacterized. The coding region runs from base 1 to 690 and encodes 229 amino acids. Lineage: Eukaryota; Fungi; Ascomycota; Eurotiomycetes; Eurotiales; Aspergillaceae. The record is from RefSeq and is a predicted model, not a curated record. The transcript has a single exon.
AUGACGAAAGUGCGACGGCUCCAGAUUUUAUGCUUCGUUGAGGGUAAGCGUACGUCUCGGAGUCAGAGUUACAGUACGAAAGCUGUUGAGCAAGAAGCUCUUGACUAUUGCAAAAAGCUUUUUGCCAGCAACCAAUCAAAUUCAACCGAUUUCGUGUAUGCCGGCACACUUGUUGGUGUACAUUUACGGUUAUGGAUUGUCCACCGAGCAAACGGGGAAGACGGUAUGAGUCUUACACCAUUGUGGGUCGCCCCAUAUCCAAAGAGCAACGAGGAUUACAAGGAUCUAGGCGAUAGUGCAGACGGACAGGAGGUCCUAAGAGCGUUCCAUGGGAUGAUCAGUGUUGCGCCGCAGCCAUGGAUUGAAACUAAGGGUAUUGGAGUGGUGCCAUCAUCAGGCGGAGGAGCGUUUCAACUACCAACAAUUGAUCGACCAGACUUCAUUCCAGAGUCCAUCGCCCCCGUUCUUCCAAGUGUCCCUACUGGCCCUACGAUCUCAGGUCUUCCACCUGAUUAUGUGAGAGUAACCAAGUUCUUGGUAACCACAACCAGUUACACUUGGAUGACCUCCUCAGGGGAAACCGGCUCCGGCAGAGUUGCUGAGUUGGAUGUUGAGCGAUGCUAUCUCUUGAAUAAAGAGAGACAACUCUAUGCUGAUAGCGCCACUGAGAAUGUUCCUGUCCGACUCUGA